Coprinopsis cinerea okayama7#130 is the source of this 1133-nucleotide messenger RNA. Its product is annotated as sugar kinase. The coding region runs from base 1 to 1062 and encodes 353 amino acids. NCBI's taxonomy places the organism in Eukaryota, Fungi, Basidiomycota, Agaricomycetes, Agaricales, Psathyrellaceae. Gene Ontology annotation, biological process: D-ribose metabolic process. The record is from RefSeq and is a predicted model, not a curated record. Gene Ontology annotation, molecular function: ribokinase activity. The transcript is spliced from 5 exons.
AUGACUCCGAACAGGCCUUUUGGCACAUCCAAGUGCGCUGUACGCGGUUCUAUUAUGGAUCAAAUCGCCAAGCCUGGUGAGACCAAGGCGUCGAAGCUGCACGAAAGCAGGAUUGGUGGGAAAGGCGCUAAUCAGGCUGUUGCGAUUGCGAGGGCUGGUGGUUUAGUCCAGUUUUACGGUACGAUUGGGAAGGACGGGGUUUGGAUCAAAGAACAGCUGAAAGAGCAUGGUAUCGAUAAACCGACAGGAAGAGCCAUCAUCCAGGUUGGUGAUGACGGAGAGAACAGUAUCAUUUUAUUCCCCGGUGCGAACCACAGCGAGCUACACGAGCAACAGAAAUUCUCGUCCGGUCGACCAUGGUUCGGCAACGCAACACACCUCCUGCUGCAGAACGAGAUCCAUCCGCGCUCGACUCUGCAUGCACUGCACGAGGCAGCCAACAUGGUGACCAUCUUCAACCCGUCUCCAAUGCCACCGGCGGACCAGAUCCGCGAGUUUCCGUGGACCAAGAUAGAUUGGCUUUUGGUGAACGAAGGGGAGGCUGAGGCGCUUCUUCGCAUCCUCGGACCUCCCCCGCCGCUUAACAUCCGACCAGCCUCUAUCAGCGCUAUGUCAACCAAGGAUAUCGUCUUUUGUCUCGCCAGCCACCCGUCCUUUGCGAGUACGAAUAUCAUUUGUACGUUGGGACCCGAUGGCGUUUUGGCGUUCGUCCCCGAGUUCCAUCGACCGGGGACGAAACAUGAAGCGCCGUCGUUCAUGCAUCUCCCGCCUGCCAAAUUGGAAGGGGACUUCAGGGAUACGACCGGUGCGGGAGAUUGCUUUACGGGAUACUUUGUACAGGGGCUCAUGGAAUUCGGACCGGAUGCGAGACCUGGACACCACAUUACGGAGAGGGAUCUGGCGAUGUUGUUGAGGAAGUGUAAUUUGGCUGCUGGAAUGUCGGUGGAGAAACCGGGGACUAUUGAUAGCAUCCCCUCUCGAGCUGCUGUCGAGUCUAGGCUGGCUGCAUCGUAUGCCGGGAGCCCGAUUAUUACAGGAAUGAAGGGGCCUUCGGGGGUUUAGUCGACUAUGUAGACGAAACAUACUUUGUAAUUAUAUCAUGACCCAGGUUGUGCCUAUUUAAACUUCGCAGC